ACGGGGAGAGUCGCGAACCGCAAGUUCUGGCCUGAGCUGGAAGGCCUGGGGUCUGAGACUGGAAGAUUUUGUGGCAAUGUUGCGUUGCUGCUCCCGGCGCCUUGGCUGUCUGCGCGUCGCACACCAGUUCCUGGCUCACACUGACAACCGGAAUAUCACCUUCUGCAUCGAUCCUUCCUUGGGGCUAAAUGAAGAACAGAAAGGAUUUCAGAAAGUGGCCUUCGACUUUGCUGCUCGGGAAAUGGCUCCCAAUAUGGCGGAGUGGGAUCAGAAGGAGCUGUUCCCUGUGGAUGUGAUGCGGAAGGCUGCACAGCUGGGAUUUGGGGGGAUCUACGUACGAACAGAUGUGGGUGGAUCUGGAUUGUCUCGCCUUGAUACUUCUGUCAUCUUUGAAGCCUUGGCCACAGGCUGCACCAGCACCACUGCCUAUAUAAGCAUCCACAACAUGUGUGCCUGGAUGAUUGAUAGCUUUGGAAAUGAGGAACAGAGGCACAAAUUUUGCCCACCGCUCUGUACCAUGGAGAAGUUUGCCUCCUACUGCCUCACUGAACCAGGCAGUGGGAGUGAUGCUGCAUCUCUUCUGACCUCAGCUAGACGACAAGGAGAUCAUUACAUCCUCAAUGGUUCCAAGGCCUUCAUCAGUGGGGGAGGUGAGUCAGACAUCUACGUGGUCAUGUGCCGAACUGGUGGAUCAGGCCCCAAAGGUAUCUCCUGCAUAGUUGUUGAGAAAGGAACCCCUGGCCUCAGCUUUGGGAAGAAGGAGAAGAAGGUGGGGUGGAACUCACAGCCAACCCGAGCAGUGAUCUUUGAAGACUGUGCUGUCCCUGUGGCCAACAGGAUUGGGACCGAGGGGCAGGGCUUUCUCAUUGCCAUGAAAGGACUGAAUGGUGGAAGAAUCAAUGUUGCAUCCUGUUCUCUGGGAGCUGCUCAUGCUUCAGUUAUCCUUACCCAAGAGCACCUCAAGGUCCGGAAGCAGUUUGGAGCACCUCUAGCCAAAAGCCAGUACCUGCAAUUCCAGUUGGCAGACAUGGCCACCAAGCUGGUUGCCUCCCGGCUGAUGAUCCGUACUGCAGCAGUGGCUUUGCAGGAAGAGAGGGAAGAGGCAGUGGCCCUGUGUUCCAUGGCCAAGCUCUUUGCUACAGAGGAGUGCUUUACUCAGAUCUGCAACCAGGCUUUGCAGAUGCAUGGGGGCUAUGGCUACCUGAAGGACUAUGCUGUUCAACAGUAUAUGCGGGACUCCAGGGUCCACCAAAUCCUGGAAGGUAGCAAUGAAGUGAUGAGAAUGCUGAUCUCUCGAAGCCUGCUUCAGGACUAGCUCCCAAACUGGAGAGCCUCACCUAGAGCUCCAUGGGCAGCUAUAAUUAUGAAGUAGACUAAAGGGCUGAGCUCUUCUAAAGAGACCCUGAGCUGUCAGCUGGCAAAGCUGGCUCUGAGACAAGAACAGAGUUCUUAGCCGAGCUAGAAGGGCUGCUCCGAGGAGCCAUGCCAAAAGAAGACCUGCACACUGCCUUCCUCAUUCUGGAAAGACAAACAGUCAAAGCUGUGGCUUGGAUCCACACUAUGUGCAUUUGUUGAUUCUUGUCCUUAGGGUCUGGGUACUUCAAUGAAGCUUUUCCUGAUUGUAGAGGUAAAGUCUAGGGAGGCAAGGGCAGUGGACAGGCCUGUCCCUUUCUGGUCUCUGUUAUGCACUAGAUUAUCUCAGGACAGUACUCCUGAACUCAAAUCAUGAUGAAAUAAAUAUUUGGGAACCUACUGCUAAGCAGUGAAUUAGGGUGCAACCUUUAACUCCUGUAACCAUGAAAUAAAUGUCAAGGGCUAAGAUUAUUUUGGAAUAUUUGGAUUUUUAUGUGGGAUUUAUUUCCUCUGAGGGUUCCUUCUCUUUUUAAGUACAUUAGUCCCUUGAUAAGCAAAAUCUGUCUUUACUGUCUCCUUUUUGCCUUAAAACUAUAUUUGAGAUUUUAUAUUUGAUUAAGUAUUUAAUUGGGUUUUGGAAUAAUUAGGAAUUUCUCCUAAGGCAGUUUGUCUUUUAAAAAGUACAUCCUUUUAUUAAUAAUUUUGUAAACAAAGCAUUUGUCACGGGUGAACAUCUUAAGUAUUAUUCAAUGAUUAGGGCUUUGGGGAAAACAGUAUUACUGAUGAUUAUUUAAUUAGUCUUUUGAUGUUUAGAAAAAAAAUUUGUGAGGCAUUUUGUUAACCACAAGUCAGUGAUUGUAGAAAAUGGUCUAUAUCUGUAGUUAUCACAGACAUUUUCCUUGGAAUUGUCUUUGGGAGCAAAGUAUGCUUCAAUGUUGAAAAUGGGAUUAGCAAACUUGAAGUAAUGUGGGGUCACAGUAUCAGGACAAGACAGACUAGCCUUGCAAAAAUGGGAAGGUUUACUGAGAAGGUAAAAAUUUAGAUAAAACUUCUAUGAAAAUGCCUAAUACUUAAAGGGAAAUUAGUUUACAGAAGUCAAGGGAGGGAGUACAGGAUUUGUAUUGGGAGAUGUUGACAUAUGUGGUCAUUGUGGUUUGACAUUGGCAUGAAACAGGAAAUACAGUUUUUUUUUAUGUG
This is a messenger RNA of Arvicanthis niloticus (Nile rat), 2550 nucleotides long. RefSeq names its product acyl-CoA dehydrogenase family member 8 (gene Acad8). The record is from RefSeq and is a predicted model, not a curated record. Gene Ontology annotation, biological process: lipid metabolic process. Gene Ontology annotation, molecular function: acyl-CoA dehydrogenase activity; flavin adenine dinucleotide binding. Gene Ontology annotation, cellular component: mitochondrion. NCBI's taxonomy places the organism in Eukaryota, Metazoa, Chordata, Mammalia, Rodentia, Muridae.